This is a messenger RNA of Acanthosepion pharaonis, 501 nucleotides long. The record is from the annotation of a GenBank genome assembly. NCBI's taxonomy places the organism in Eukaryota, Metazoa, Mollusca, Cephalopoda, Sepiida, Sepiidae.
AUGCUUUCGCUACCGCCUCACUACUCUUUCAAUCCUAUAUCCCUCCGCUUCUUUAAAGUUACAUUGCUUUUACUUUCUAUUCUCUGUACUUAUUAUUUUCUUCUACUCUCGAAGUACACGUUUCUCAUUAUUGCACAUACCCGCCUUUUUCUUAAUACACAACUAGUCAACUUCUAUCUCUCUUUAUUUUCUUUCUUUCUCUUCAACAAAUACGCGUUCGCUUCAUACGUUUUUUGCUGUUUCUUUUUCUAUCGCCACAUUUUCCCGCUUCUUUUUAUACAUUAUUUCCCAUUUUAUUCUUUUUAUUCUAUUUUUUGUCUUCUUUCUCCCCGCCCUCUUUCUAUGCAUUUCAUUCUCUUCUCUUUCUGGAUAUUUGUAUCUUUCUUGAUUCACUUGUCUUUCCUCCACUUCUUCAUUGUCACUUGUUUAAAAACCGUUUUCCUUUCUCUUUUUUUCCGUGAAAGCAUAAAAAAACGUUCCAAUCCCUUCCUCCGUCUAUAA